Colletotrichum higginsianum IMI 349063 is the source of this 726-nucleotide messenger RNA. RefSeq lists its product as uncharacterized. The record is from RefSeq and is a predicted model, not a curated record. Lineage: Eukaryota; Fungi; Ascomycota; Sordariomycetes; Glomerellales; Glomerellaceae. Bases 1 to 726 code for a protein of 241 amino acids. The transcript is spliced from 2 exons.
AUGACUCUUGCAUCGUCUCCCGUGGACUCGUCGCCGCCGUUCUUCGCCCCGGACCUCGAAGGGCUCGCACAGGCGCCCGCGCCCGUCGCCCGCGCCAUCCUCGUGGCGCUGUGUGACGACCGUCGCGUCCGGGCACAGGCGUUGAGGCAGCUCGGCCGGCUGCUGCGCUUCGAGGCCGACGUCCGCGGCCGGGAUCCCGUCGUGGGGAGCCCCGACUCCCCGGCCACAAGCCCGUCGAACCCCAGGAAGAGGAAGGCCACCGGCGAGCCCAAGAUCUGCGUUCAGUGCGACUGCAUCUUUACCGACAACGAGAACACCUUUGGCGCGUGCUGGUACCAUACAGACAAGCUGGAGCUCUGGGACGAGACCCAAAUACCCACGCUCUGGGACGAAGUAACGUCCGACGAACUCGACACGGAGUCGAACCGCGCCGAGUACCCGGCGGCGUUCCGGUGGUGCUGCUGCGAGCGGCUCGGCGACCGGCCGGGCUGCGUGCGCGGCGAGCACGAGGCCAAUCCGGACAGGAGCAAGAAAGGCCGCGGCAACGAGCUCUCGGACCCCGAGGACGACCCGCUCGAGCUCGACGGGUCAGGGGACCUGGAGCUGGAUCUGCGGACGCCGCACCAGCAGCACUACACGAUCACGAACUCGCAAGAGGGCAUCCGCAAGUUACCGACGCAUCAGCACCAUGAACAACAUCAGCACCAGCAGCUUCGUCAGCAAUGA